AUGGAAAAAGCUGAUGCUGUUGAAAAUCAAACAGUUUCCAACAAUCAGGCCCAGUGUCUUGAUAGCAGAGCUAACAAUAACAACAACAAUAGUGAGACAGAGGAUUUUCUCUCUGUCGAUGAAAACAGCGGAAGAAUAUCUCCAGUAGUUAUCAGUGCUGCUAACAUUCUGUCAAACAGUAAGCAAGUCCAUCCACUGAACAAGCCCUACCAGUGUGACCUCUGUCCAAAAACUUUCACUAAACCAUUUUACCUCAAUCUUCAUCGCAAAGUUCACUUAAAGCCACCAAAAGUCUACGAGUGCUUUCAGUGCAAUGAGAUAUUCUCAACAUCAGGCAAGUUGUCAACUCAUGAGAAAGCAGUGCAUAAGGACAAAGUCCACUUUCCUUGUGACCAGUGUGAUCAGGUAUUUAGUUUGUUCCGGGCAUAUGUAUCUCAUCAGAAGACCCACUCGAAUGGAAAACCUUUGACGUGCGACCUCUGUGAUAAGCCAUUUGCCUAUUCCAGCCAAUUGGCUGCCCACAUGCGGGUACACACUGGUGAGCGGCCAUUUCAGUGCCAGCUUUGCCAAAAGAAAUUCACCUACUCAGGCCAUUUGACCGUCCACAUGCGCUCUCACACAGGAGACAGGCCUUACAAGUGUGAGGUUUGUAGUAAAUCGUUCACCCAGUCCAGUGACCUGACUCACCACUCAAAAAUCCACUCUGGAGUGAAGCCCCACACUUGUGGAGUGUGCUCUAAGUCAUUCACCCAUGCCGGCCAGUUGAUUGUCCAUCUACGAAAGCAUAGUGGGGAGAAGCCAUAUCGUUGUGAACACUGCCACAAAAGGUUUGCGCAGUCCAGUCACCUAACGUUGCAUAUCCGUUCUCACACAGGAGAGAAGCCGUAUCGUUGUGGCCGCUGCGACAAAUCCUUUGUUGACUCCAGCCACCUUGCUGUCCACACCCGGACACACACUGGGGAGAAACCAUUUGAAUGUCCAUUCCCUAGUUGUGGGCGGUUAUUUGCCCGCUCAAGUCAGCUGGCUCGGCAUCGAAGAUGUUGCCAGUACAAUAAAAACAAAACUGCAGUUCCCGAGAAAGAACGUCCAUUCAGAUGCACCUUUUGUCCACGGACUUUCAGUGCUGAGAACCACCUGGACUGUCACACCCAGGUGCACAUCAGUGAGAAACCUUAUGGUUGCCAAUAUUGUCAGAAGGCAUUCUGCAAACCUUCUCACCUGUCCGCCCAUAUGCAAACACACACAGGCGCUGAAAAACCUUACCAGUGCCCUGAGUGCUUACGCACAUUCACACAGUCAGCGUAUCUAGCUGCUCAUCGGAAAAAUGUCCACAGAAUCGCUGAUGCUUUUUCUACUUCCAUAUUCAUGACGACUUCAAGCCUCUCAAGUCGGGCAGUAGAAGACAACAGUGAUGAAUACGUCGAUGAUGAAGAAGAAGAAGAGGAGGAGAUGAAAGAGAAAGAAAAUAAUCAAUCAUCAUCAUCUGCAGGUGGACCAUUAAUUGAACUGACUCCUUUUACUCCUCUUGUCUAUCAACCAGAUGUUUCCUCCAUAGAGGAGGAGAGUAAAGAGAGUACAGGGUCGCUAAAAGAAUUUGGCAAGUGCUUGUAUCCAAAUAAGGCUGAAAAGAAUGAAAUUAGUGCAAUUAGAUGCAAUAGUUCCAGUCCUGUAUUUUCUGAUGGCUUCAGUCCUUCCCAGUCUCCUCGAAAUCACAGUAAUAACGAGGAGGAGGGUGAUAAAGACAACAGCAAUGCUGACAAUUAUAGUAGUUAUGAUGAUGUUGAGGAUGAUAAUGAGGACAUGAGCCUCCAAACAGAUAACUCUCAUUCUCUUUGGGCACAGGGUAAGAGCCCAAAGGUAAUGUCUUCCAAAAACUCUGUGAAUGAUGACUAUAUCUCGGAUAAGAGCAAAAUGGACUCAGAAGAAGAGAAUGAAAUUCAGGAAGAAAUCUGUGAAGGCAACUUACCUACCAUGCAGGGCAGCCCUCUUUCUCCCAGUGACAGAUUGCUAAAAAGCAAAUUAUCCAAAACAAACUGA
This is a messenger RNA of Acanthosepion pharaonis, 2037 nucleotides long. The record is from the annotation of a GenBank genome assembly. NCBI's taxonomy places the organism in Eukaryota, Metazoa, Mollusca, Cephalopoda, Sepiida, Sepiidae.